Molecule: messenger RNA, 270 nt
Organism: Laccaria bicolor S238N-H82
Lineage: Eukaryota; Fungi; Basidiomycota; Agaricomycetes; Agaricales; Hydnangiaceae
Exons: 4
Coding region: 1-270 (89 amino acids)
Source: RefSeq, a predicted model, not a curated record
AUGUUAUCGUCACCCUCUUCAUUACCAUGCAAGCUGUCACUGUCCACAGCCCCAAUCCAGGCAUCGCCACUGAGAACGACUCCAACAGGCAACCCUCCUUCAUAUUCUUUUGUUAGGUUCCAACGACAAGCACUGUCCACAGGGCCAACACUGCAUCGCAGUAGGCCAUGGUCACUUAGUGUGAGUACAUCUGCUGCGCUUACUAUCAGUGUCCAGGAGUUUGAUAUGAUUCAGGAGUUUGAAAUCCUUAUGUUCCUCCCUCAAUAUUAA